UGUACAUUGACGCGGUGUGAAUCCGGGUCUGGAGGAAGAUAACGGGUCCUGCCAGCCUAGAAACGAAAAAUCGCUGUUCUCGGAGCUUGAUGUGCGUGUUCAGUUUUUAUUUUGUGUGGCGUUUGUCGAAACAUCAUCAUCGCUCCCAGGCCAGCCCGAACUGCCUCGCGACCAUAUGCGCUAACUGCAGCUCUGUAGCUAGCUGAUGAUGACGAUGAUGAUGAUGAUGCAUCAGUGGAUUUAUCCCGGUGUCUCGGACUGAGAUGGAGCCAGCGACGCUGAAGUGGAGUUGCUUGCUAGCGAGCUAGCGAGCUAACAGUGCCCGCUGGGAUUGACUGUGCCCGAGCAGCCCGGGAUAACGUUAGCUAAAUGGGUGCAGUGGCGGUUUUAUUGCACGGAGUUUCUCUUAACGUUAUCGGAUAUCUCCACCUCUGUCCUUUGAUUUGAUAGAGGCUGGCCAUGUUAACUAGCAAAAAAUGCUAACUUGACCGUUAAGGUUAGCUGCACGUGACAUAAUUUAUCUCGCUUCAACAAUUAGCUACAUCUCUGACCGUCCUUGGAUGCUUCAGCGACAGUAAUUGGACGGCGUGUAUCAGGAUGGCACAGCUCUUGGACGGGGCCGGCAAACUGGGCUGGGUUCUGCUCCGGUGUGUGCUCCGUUUUGUGUUUAUGUUCUUCAACAACUGUGUAGCCAUCCCAUCCUACUGCUUAUACCUGCUGCUUCUGCAGCCGCUGAGAAUAUGGGACAGCUCCACUUUCUGGCACAUUGAAGGAAUCAUGUUCAAAUGGUUGCUGGCCAUGGUGUCUUCAUGGGGUUGGAUCGCAGGUUAUACAGUAACAGAAUGGGGUGAUGAUGUGCGGCCCAUCUCCGAAGAUGAAGCUAUGGUCAUCGUCAACCACCAAUCCACAGGAGACGUGUGCACCCUCAUGAUGUGCCUGCAAGACAAGGGCACGGUGGUACGAAAAAUGAUGUGGCUGAUGGACCAUGUAUUCAAAUAUACCAACUUUGGCCUAGUGUCCUUGAUCCAUGGGGACUUCUUCAUCAGACAGGGUAAAGCUCACCGAGACAAGCAGCUGGUCUACCUGAAAGAUCACCUAGACAAAUACUACCACAGCCGCGACAGGAAGUGGAUAGUGCUGUUUCCCGAGGGCGGCUUCCUGCGCAAGCGGCGGGAAACCAGCCAAUUGUUUGCAAAGAAAAACUCUCUCCCCCACUUGACCCACGUCACGUUGCCGCGUCUUGGGGCCACCCACAUUAUCCUGAAAACCCUUUCAGCCCAACAGGAGAACGGCAGUGUGGGGGGCGACACCGGGACCCCAAACCAGACAGGUACUAAACGUAAAGGCCUGCAGUGGGUAAUAGAUGUGACCAUAGCGUACCCCAAGGCAAGACCCAUGGACAUCCAGACCUGGAUCUUUGGCUACAGGCCUCCUACAGUCACACAUGUACACUACAGGAUGUACCCAAUAAAAGAGGUUCCUGUGGAGGCUGAGGCCCUGACCGACUGGCUGUAUCAGAGGUUUGUGGAGAAGGAGAAGCUGCUGGCCCACUUCUACCACACAGGAUCAUUCCCACCUGAAGACAGACAGAAGGAGGCAGCUUCCCGGCAGAUGACCCUGGACCCCGUGUGGCUGUGCUUGAUCCAGUCAUUUGCGUUUGUCUCGGGCUACAUGUGGUACAGCGUCCUCCAGUACCUCUACUGCUGUUUAUUUUGAGUGCACUGAUGAGGCGAGAGUCUUUCUCGGACCACUGGAAAAGCCUCAGGAUCGGUUGGUGUGUGGCCCGGCGUCAUACUCGCCCCAUAACGAUGGAUGAAUGUACAUUUACAAACCGAGGAAAGACUUGACAGGAAUAAAAAAUAAAACACACAAACACACAGAUAACAAAUACCCGUACAAUAUGAAACUGGUCACAGGUGUAGUUAAAAUGCACACAAUCCUAACACCACACACUCGCUCCAGUAAUCUCUCGCACUCGUCACGACUCACAUUUCGAUGUUUACACGUCCUCAUACACGUAGACGCUCACACGAACCUAACUUUUUAUUCAAAGUUAAAUGAAAAUGAGGCUCAGGACUCUUCCAGAAGACACUCUGGACUGAACUCUCUUCCCUCUCCUAGGCUUUAGCCGCGGUAGUUUUACAGAGUAUAAAGUACGUAUGAACGAGUGCGUGUGAGUGGUGACUAGAAGCAAAAUGUCUGCCCUUAAUCCUCUUCCUGGUAAGAGUUGAUGAAGCCCACUGGACCUCUCUCUCAGCGCGCUGACCACGACCUUCCAGAGCAAGCGGCUAUAUGAACGUUGAGGCUGCGCAGCCGGCCGCUCCUCUGGCUUUCAUUGCACUAAGGAUCCAUACUGCCCUAACCGCUCUGUGUCCCAGGAAGUACUCCUGAGUGGUAGCUGUGUUUUUAUUUCUUUUGUUUUUCUUCCUCUACCCGCAUAUCUCCACAACAACAGCCAUUGUAUUUGUUGUUGACAUCUGUUUGUUUGUUUGUUUUUUUCCUCCUUCCUGUCUGUUGAGGCAGUAUUCUGAGCUCACUGAGAAAAAGGGGGAUCAUGUUUACACUGGCGGCCCUGCUGAAAGCCUAAAAGGGAUUUGUGGCCAUGAUGCAGAGCGUGGUUCAGGACAUUAAACAGAGGAAGAGGAGAUGGUGCUGUAGUGCUACAAAAAAAUAGGAGGGUGUCAAGAAUUGCAGUUUGAUCACCUUAAAAAAAGAAGAAAAAAAGCCCUCCCUCCUUGUGGAUUCCCUCUUUUCACCUUCUGCUCUCCAACAUGCAUACACACUUACACAAACAAUGUGCACACACAGCCAUGUGCAGCUACACACCGCAGAAUCGGCGUCCACGUCGUAAAGGAUCAUCUCAGCGAGCCAGUCUGAGAAGGCAGAGACUCUUACUCCCACAUCGGACUAUAUAGUUUUACAAAUAUUUAAGCCAUAUGCUUAGUGUUGUUGGGACAGGGACGAGAAAUAAAGAAAAAAAGGUUUUUAUAGAAAGUUACCCUAAUGUUGAGCAUCUAAAAUAGAGAUUUUGGCUUACUAUAGGUGUCAUUACUGUACAUUUACAGCAUAACCUGCCUAAGUGAGUGUGUGUGGUUGUCUUCUCCCCCCAUUUUUGAUAUAUACAAUUCACGUGGUGUCGCUCCGUGACGUCAGAGAGCGGCGGCAGUCUCACCACAAGUGGUCAACUUUGAUUUCAUUUUAAAACUACAUGAACUGUCGUCUUCAUGUCAUGGUAUGUUUAAAUCUUGUACAUAACAAAGAUGAGGAAGAGUUUUCAUUGUUGGAAAUGACUGCAGCGUUUAUCUCUUUUUAUUUUUGGUCUGUGAUAAUUUCAGAGAAUUUUAAGUUUAAAAUGUCAUGAAUGUUUUUUUAAAGAUGACAACUAUGAAAGCAAGGAUUUCCCUUCACUUCUCAGUGUUAUCCUGUGUUUUUAAUUUAUUUCAGUCUUUGUUUUAUUGUUGAAAUCCUGAGCAGGAGGUUGUUGUUAGAGCUACUGUACGUCCGUGUCACACAUGGACCCAGUUUCAAACUUGUACUGUCGUACAUUUUAAGAUGAUCAGGAUUCAGAGGAAAACCUCGACUGUCAAGCCUUACCUGAUGUCCUGGUGGACCACAAUCCCAAAUAAUGCUGUUUCCUCAAACUCCCUGAUGGGAAAGAAAAAAAAACACAAGAUGUUGUGAUAACGAUGGUUUGAUGGUGUAAAACUUUGAGGAAGGGAUCACUCUUCACUUCAGAGGGAAACUCUGGCAGGGCCCUGAAAUGAUGCAGCUGUUCUCUCUCGAAUGUACUCGUGUCGUGGUUUUCAAGUCGAGUAAAUGUAAUUUGCUUAGCCUGCUUAUUAGGAGAAAUAUAGAGCAGCAGAAACUAUCAUUGUCAUAAAUCAAUGCAUAAAGGAGUAGUUUUUGUGACACUGUCAGUAGAAAACUGUGUGAAAUGCAAAAAAAAGGGCUACCUAACAGGUAGGUAAAACAUUUCAAAUCCAGCUGUAGAUGUGAUUCAUCCAGUGGCCCUUUCAGAUUCCCCUCCAUCGUGAGAGUGACUUGAAAUAAAGCUCCAUCUUUUUUCUUUUUUUAAUCAUGUUUCACUUUUUCUUUGUCAAAUUUUCUGACCAUAUUUCCAAAGAAGGCAGGGAAAAAUGUUUUCCUAGAUGUGGUUUUAGGAAAUAAAACACAAUAGGGAUUUAAACAAAUUAUACUAGAACUGUCUGCAAUUUUUCCAUUUUGUACUUCUCCUUUAAUUCCUAGCUACACAGCCAUUUUACAACACAAAAGACUUGUGCUGGAAUAA
Molecule: messenger RNA, 4288 nt
Organism: Cheilinus undulatus (humphead wrasse)
Lineage: Eukaryota; Metazoa; Chordata; Actinopteri; Labriformes; Labridae
Gene: lpgat1
Product: lysophosphatidylglycerol acyltransferase 1
Exons: 8
Coding region: 598-1716 (372 amino acids)
Cellular component (GO): endomembrane system
Molecular function (GO): acyltransferase activity
Source: RefSeq, a predicted model, not a curated record